GCCGUUACGGGCAGCAGUGCGGAGCGUCCAUUCACCAAGAGUGGUACACUCGGUCGUCGUCACACUACAUCGUUUCGUACAUCUGACAGCCUGAAAAAAAUUACGUAAAUAUUACAACAGUCGUACAUUGAUUAUGAAACGCUGGCAGCGGCGGUCGUUCUAGCGUCUAUUACUUACACGAAGCCUUAAACUUAGUGCUCGGUGUCGUCCGCGUAUUGUUUUAGUGCGACUUGUUUGACCCUGGUGAUUUUUUUUUAUAUAAUUUCCUAACCCUGUUUCUUAGUGUCCGGCCGUCUGUGCUUGUGUUUUAUUUUUCCGGAUUGGAUUAUCACGGUUAAUUAAAGAUACGAGAGCGAACGAGAUGAUUUCAACGUAAAACGUUGUGACAAUUUUCUGUGCCAAAAUGAAAUACUCAAGAAAUGGCUGGACUUUUGUGAAAUUUUAAAACGUUCGCAUGAACGAGAGACUCUUUUUCAAAAGUAUCAAUGGUACGGUGAAAAUAGUAGAAUAAAAUGGGGCGGCGACGUUGGAGAUUUGCGACAAUCGUCGCUUUCCUGCUUUUUAUAACAAAAGACACGCAGUGUCAAGAUGAAAACGACUUUUACUACACACCAGAAAGAAGUUUUGCUCAAGUACAACCGCCUAUAUUUCCAAAUAGUCGACCGGCAACUUCAUUCUUCGAGCAUGGUGAUAGUUACAGAGUAGCAUCAUCACCACAACAGCCCCUAUAUAAUGAAGGGCGUGUUAGAUUUCCGGUCCCAAACUACGAUCAAAAUCCUUCGCCUUUUCAAUUACCAACAGGCAGAAGUCAGUCUGGUACGCAGUAUUACAUAAACCAACCCGAAUUUACGACAUCGCAACGGCAAAGGUUUAGGCCCUCUUUACCUUAUAAUUUUCAACUUGUGCAUCCAGCUUCUACAAAGAGACCAGAUGUAUCACAAAUACAUUCCGUUGCUUACCAAAACGAUCCAUCGAAACCUGAAACAUUUUUGGGACAAAUUACAUUAAAUAAUCCUGAUAUAGAUUAUCUUCAAAAUAAUAGAUAUAAAAAUUUACCUUUUGAUGGAAACAGUCUUAAAAGCAAUGGACAAAGCGGUCAUAUUGUACAUGAUGACGAAAUUGACGAUGAUCAAGAUUUAUUUGAUCGGCAUAAAGUCACAACGUACAAUCCCACUAAACUUGCGGGUAGACAAAAAAUCAAUAUAAAACCAAAUAAUUCGAGAUUUUCUCACUUUGAUUCUCCUUCAAUAGACAUCAAAAAAGUUUCUCCAAGUGUGUCGGAAACUAAAUAUAAUAGAAAUGGUAAUUUUAAACCUAUUAAAAAUACUCCUAUUAGUUACCAUGGUUCUUCAACAGAAUACAAAACACUUUUAGAUUUGGAACCUCUUCUUGAAGAUGAUAUUAGUGACAUAAGUUCAUUUAGAGAAUUAAUGAAAAAUAAUCAAGCAUCCUACGAUGUGCAAGUUAUAAAAUCAAAUAAAACUGCUGAAACAGAUGAUAGCAAACCAGAUGCAAGUUCAAUGAACCAUGAUAAUAUACCAAAUGAUUCUGCUCCAAUGUUGAUGUCUCUUGAAUCUUCGACAAAAACAUCUACAACUAUUACCGCUCCAACUACUACAACAAUAAAAACCAACGAUACUGAUGAAACACAUGAAGAUGACCUCAAUGAAGAUCUAGAUGAAGAAGGGGAGUAUGUUGAAUACUACGAUGAUGAAGAUGACACUGAAGUAAAACAUACAACAACCUCAAAAACAAUAAAGACUUCUGCAGAACCGGUUACUGAUAUUUAUGAUGAAUACGAUGCUACUGAAGAACCUGAAAAAGUGUCUGAUGAAGUACCAAUUAAUAAUACUAAGUCUUUUGAUAUAUUAGUUAUGAAACAGAAUAAUACGAUGGUAAAAGAUGACAAUUUUAAACAAUUUAUUGAUACGACGGUUAUCGAUCGGCCAGACCAUGGAAAUGAUAGCGAUACUACUGCACCGAGUUUGAAAUUUAUAUUUUCAAAAGAAGAUGAUACAUCUAUUGAAACACCAUCCAUUUUAGGUCAAGAAGUUGUCUCUGUUGUUACCACGAAAAGUGUUGUAAAUGGUACUAUUUCAAUACCUGAUGUAACUUACCCAUCUACAUCCAAAUCAGCUGUAACUUUUGCAAUGAAUAAUGAAAAUAAUGAAUCUUUCCCAAUGACAACAGAAAAUUGGAUCGUAGUUGCCUCUGUGCAAACAAGUCGAAGUGUUUCUGGCGCUCGGUUCCUUCCUUUCCCAACAGUUGAGCAAGAAGAAAAGAAACAAGUAUUAACAGAAGACGAGGAAGAAGAAGAGUCUAUUACUCAAAAUCCGAAGCAUGAUUCUAGUAGUCUUAUUAACAGUUCUUCAUCGACUGAAAAUAUAAACGAUAAAUUGGAUAGCAUACAAUCAGAAUUAUCUAGCGCAGUGCUAUCUGGAAGUCUUAAUAAAGAGAAUAAAAAUAUAGAGUUGAUAACAGAAACGACAACAGAACAAACGACUAAGGCAACUAGCACCACUACUAGUACUACAACUACCACAACGACCACUACCCCUACGACGGUAAAUGUGUUUACUUUGAAAAGUACACAAUUCUCUGUUGCCACAGAAAGAUCUUCGCCAGACCCGUUGCCAGUACAAAUAAAGAAAUUUGCUCAUAGACUAACGACUUCAACUACACCAAAACCGAAAAAAAAAUUGGUAACAGUUAUGGAUGACCUUUCAGGCUUACUGCCACCAGGAUACAAGCCACGACAAUCAUUUAAAGAUAAACGUACCAGUACUACGACAACGACGACAACAUCAACUACUACAACAAUGAAGCCUACAACUAGCACAAGUACUCCAGUUCCUAUAAUAAAUAAAGAUGCCAAAAUUAUAAAUGGUACUCAAGGUCGUUCUUCUGGUAUUAGUUCUAAAAACAAGGUUAUUAUAUUAGACGAUAAAUCCCUGCUUCCAAAAGAAUAUAAGCCCAAGGAGAGAACUCCUGAUGAUUUAUUCAAAAAGUUCCAAAAAGAUGAUCUUAGUAAACUUUUACCACCAGGCUUUAAACCAGAAGUUGUUGAAACCACUAACACUGAAAAUAAAGACAAACCAGAUAUUUUGAAAAAUGUUGAGAAACUAGAUAUAUCAGCUUUCUUACCAAAAAUCUUUAAACUUAAUACGUCAACUAUAACAACAACUGAAAAAAUUAAAACUAUACCGAAGCUAGCAAUACCAGUUGAUAUUACUGCCUUAUUACCGCCAGGAUACAAUCUCAAUAAAAGUGAAACUGAAAAAAAUAUAAACGAUUCUCCAAUAGUUAAAUUGAAAUUAGCUGAUGUUUCAAAUUUACUGCCUCCUGGAUUUAAAUUGAAUACCUCAGAAGAAACUACAUUAAGUACAACAACAGCAUCUUCGGGUGGUUUUAAAUUAGUAUUUCCCUCAAGACCUAACGGAAAAUCUAGCAGAAAAACUACGACUCAAAAAUCGAACUUAGGUCCAUCACAAGUAACGCCAAAGAUUCAAAAGGGCUGGCCAACACGAGCUUCAACUGAAUUUACUGGUUGGCCAUCACCUUCAACAACGCCCUUUUCUAUUGAACGACUGCUUGAAUUGCAACGUAAUGCGACUUCUACGACCCCACAAAUAGAAAUAAGUACCGAAUCAACGACACGGCGACUAAUAAUCUCGACUACAACGACAUCGGCACCUCCUCAACCAACUACUCCUGGAAUCUGUCGCCACGAAUGCGAUAUAGCAGCUACGAUAAAAAUAGUUUCAGGAGUUAAAUGGGUACCAGAAUUUUUGGAUCAACAUACCAAAGAAUGGCAAAAACUAGCUAAGGAGGUAAAAGAGGAGCUUAAUUCCGUCUAUUCAAAAUCUGAUCUGCUAAGCAAAUGGUACAAAGGCAUUCGCAUAGAUGGAUUCAGUCAAGGCUCCGUUCUCGUCGAUUACUUUAUUGAACUUAAUAAUGUGGAGCAAAGAGUCGAUACAACACAAUUGAAGAAAUUUUUCCAUAAAUCUCUUCACGAAGCAAAAUCCGGUUCUGUAAUGGAAGAAGAACAGACCGAUACCUUCGACCCUGAUGCAAUGUUAGGAGACCAGCCAGAUGAGGAUAGAAUGAGAAAAAGUAAUGAACAGAUGACCAAAACUAUUGACAAGUCUGCAGGGAAAUUGGAAAUGGGAAAAUUUGUUAUGGAUCCAGCAUACACAGAAUUUAUUGUUUUGCCAAAACGCGAGGAACCUACUGUUGCCGUUCCUGACGAAGAAUCUCUUCUUCCGCAGUGGGGCAUUGCUGUAAUUGUUAUAGCUCUAGCGUCACUUCUUUUCGUAGUUAUAUUUGGUGUGACUGUGCUUGUUAAUCGCCAAAAAAGUACCAAAACGAAGCAGCCUAUUCCACUGAGUGAAGACAUGUUACGAGAACUUGAUAAAAGUCAUAUGGGUGGAUUUGAUGACAUGCAUCAGUUGAAAGAACGAGAUUUGCCGUACAUACCGUCCGGAAAGCGUAUGUCAACCGCCUUCAUAGAGCAACUGGCAUAUACAAACCCUGGAGAUUCGUGGCGAUCAGAAUGGACUCCACAAUUGCAAAAGCAUAUGCAACAUUAUACACCUGAUUCUGGGCGGGGAUCGCAAAUCUAUGGCACCACUGGCAAUGGUUACGGAGGGUCGCAGCUUUACGGGCAGGCGGGCGCAGGAUCACAAGUAUACGGUUACACGGGGGAGUUCCCUCGCUCACACUACUCACGACGCCGCUCCGACUACGAUAGCAACUUCUAGAACUUCUCUAACAUUACAAAUUUAACUUAACCCCUUGACAAUAUCAUCUUUAAACUUCGUGUUUAGUAUUAGAAAAUAGUUUCAGAAUUAUCAUUUAGAUGUUCAUAAAUAUCUACAAGAGUUGGGUACUAAAAUCAACUUUACCAGUUUCCUACAAAUAUAUACCCAGCUUAGUUCAUAAACAGGUUGUGAAAUAGGUAUGCUCUCAUUAUUUAAUCAUAAAUCAUGAAACUCAAUUUCGUAACAGUUAACCGAAUUUUUUCUAGGUCUAUUUUAGCCGCUUAUAGUCCGGCCUAUAUCAUAAACUACAUUUUGUGCCAAACCGGAAUUAACUUUCGAUAUUAUAGUUAACGUAAAAAUAAUAGAACUAACAAAUUAAACUGAAUGGCCUAAAAAUUGUAAUGGCUAUUUGAAAUUAUGAAUUAUUUGAAAAAUAUAUAUAGAACAGAAGAUUUAAAAAAUGAAUCCGUAAAAUUUAAGAGAAUCUGCCAAAAUAGUAACUUUGACUGAUCGUGAGAUGUAAAUAGAUAGAAUAAGAGCUCACCAAUAUUGUAAGUCGGAAUAAGGUGAGUCUAUACAGAAUCCUGUAGAUAUCUCUGCAUACCUAUAUUUGCUCAGAAUCCGUAGUUUCAUUGGCAAUGUGACAACGUGUAAUAGUGUGCCAACAAACAAUUGGUAUGUAAAUAUUGUGGAGAAUAUGCGUUAUUCUUUUUAUAUUACGCGAGUUCGAUUAUAUGUGUAACCUAGAUUGGUGAACAUGUGACUAGUAACCGAACGAUAUUUAGAGUGAAGUGGUUAAGGCCCUGAUCGACGUGCGAGCUUUAUCGUGGUUUUGAUAGCUCGCUAGUGGAUCACGGUAAAACCGUGGUUUGACGUGACGACGAACCAAGCUGCGGCUGGUUGAAACAAAACUACGCACAUAUUUCGCUUCAACAAACUACAGGCCGAUUGAACUCGCCCUGCGGGAACGACAACCCGCGACUAGAUACGCCUUUAUUUUAGCCGCAAGCUUAUGGCGUCUCGUCGAUCGGGGCCUUUAGUUAUAGACGAUCGAAUUGUAAUGUCAAACAAUAUAUGUUGUUGUCAUUAGGAAUUAUAUUUCGCAUGAUACGCUUGAGAUGGGCUCUUAUUGAGUAUUAGCCAAAGUAAGUCGAAAGGGUCGAUAUAUAAUUCACUUAUGAUUUGUCGAUUUUGUUCAAGAUUACGUUUUUAGAAGGUGGCUUACUGCCAUUAUUGCGCCACCUCAAACGUAAUGUUUUAUUUAUAUUACAAGCUUUAAUUUAGAAAUGACGAAAUCUCGACUGCAUGCAUAGAACUGACACCGUUACUUAAAUAUAAGGAAAAUGUAAGACGAUUUAAAUGUUAUUUUUAUUUCACCAUGUAUAUUCCUCUCUAGUUAUAUUAAUGAUUCAAAUAUAUGACAGUUUAUAUGACAUUAACGCGAUUUACAUAUUUAACGCAGUCGUCUGAAAAUAAAAAAAAGAUUUUAAUGCAACUUAUAAUUACAAUUCUAUUUAAAAAUGAAUUUAAUACUCUGUUAGGAAACGAUUUUUGUGUCUCAUAAAUAAAUUAAUGAUUGUCAAUUUAAUGUAAAUAUGGUUAAAUUAUAGUAAACCACGUAUUGUUUUUUUUUUAAAUAUUUGUGUGUGUUGAGAAAUAUCACGAUUGUAUUUUAAUAUUUUUCGUGGACCUUGAUGUUAAUUGUAAAUUCCUGAAGUGUCAAACAUUUACCAACUAGAUAAUUAGAAUUAUUAACGUAUAUGCAUGAAAGUUCUUGUAUAUAAAACAUUUUUGUACAUUUAGAUCUUUAAUUUAAUUAUUAUAAUAAUAAUUAGUUACAAAUUAAACCUGUAAGAUCCUGAAUAUAGUAUAUAAUAAUA
Molecule: messenger RNA, 6640 nt
Organism: Vanessa tameamea
Lineage: Eukaryota; Metazoa; Arthropoda; Insecta; Lepidoptera; Nymphalidae
Product: mucin-2-like
Exons: 10
Coding region: 513-4760 (1415 amino acids)
Source: RefSeq, a predicted model, not a curated record